Grammomys surdaster is the source of this 1960-nucleotide messenger RNA. It is a transcript of the gene Slc10a3, whose product is annotated as solute carrier family 10 member 3. Gene Ontology annotation, molecular function: bile acid:sodium symporter activity. The record is from RefSeq and is a predicted model, not a curated record. The transcript has 3 exons. Gene Ontology annotation, cellular component: membrane. Lineage: Eukaryota; Metazoa; Chordata; Mammalia; Rodentia; Muridae. Gene Ontology annotation, biological process: bile acid and bile salt transport. The coding region runs from base 307 to 1728 and encodes 473 amino acids.
CCUGUGGGGGCGGGACGAGGCCCGGUCUGGGCGGGCCUCGCUUGCCGGCUUUUGCCGGCCUGGCCGCUGCUUGUAGGAGCUGUGUGGCUGCGGAAGCAGUUACCUUACUCUGGUUUUCCUGCCUCCCUCUUCAUCAGUGAGACUCAAGGCUGGACCAGGGCCCCCAGGGAAAAGUCCUGCUAUCAAGGAAGAAAACAUAGGACCAGGACCUUUCCAUGGACCCUUCUCAGGACAUUCCAACAGCACAAGCAAGGGUGUUCCCCUAAGAUACAAGGGGCCUGAAAACACUAUCCUCUGUGAAGUGCCAUGGUGGUCAGGAAAAGCAGAGGUAGUUGCCAGCAGUUGCCUAGCCUGGGAGGACAGGGUGGUUGUACAUGUUUUGUAGGCAUGCUGGGAACUGCCCUCCUGUUCAUCAGCCUGCCAUGGGGGGCCCAAGUGAUGGCCAGUGCCAACAUCAGCACUGCUCUGGGCCACACAAGUGGUCACUAUUUGAGUAUUGGGGAUGGGUCAGUGACAGAGUUUGAUUUCCCUGAGAAGAGUGAGGGUAUCAUUGUGAUCUCUAGCCAAUACACUGGACAGGCCAAUGGGACAGGCCCCAGCCCCACACUUAAGGUUAUAUCCCUGGACACAGAGGUGCUGACCAUUAAGAAUGUGAGUGCCAUAACCUGGGGCAGUGGAGGUGGCUUCGUGGCGAGCAUCCACUCAGGUCUGGCUGGGCUGGCCCCACUCCACCUCCAGCUCAUGGAUUUCCAUGAGGCCCCACCCCUGCUGAUUGAAGAACGGAGAGAUUUCUGCAUCAGGGUGUCAUCUGCUGAAGACCUCCCUUCUGCUCUCAAUGCCAACUUGGGCCACUUCUCAGAGAAUCCAGUACUCUACUUGCUUCUGCCUCUUAUCUUUGUCAACAAGUGUUCAUUUGGGUGUAAAGUGGAACUUGAAGUUUUGAAGGAGAUCCUACAGAGCCCCCAACCCAUGCUAUUGGGCCUCUUGGGCCAGUUUCUGGUCAUGCCUUUCUAUGCUUUCCUGAUGGCCAAAGUCUUCAUGCUACCCAAGGCCUUAGCUCUGGGCCUCAUCAUUACUUGUUCAUCACCUGGUGGUGGAGGGAGCUACCUCUUCAGUCUCCUCCUUGGAGGAGAUGUCACCCUGGCCAUCUCCAUGACUUUCAUCUCAACAGUAGCUGCCACUGGUUUCCUGCCACUCUCAUCAGCCAUCUACAGCUACCUUCUCAGCAUCCAUGAAACACUCCACGUGCCCAUCUCCAAGAUACUGGGGACUCUGCUGUUUAUUGCCAUCCCCAUAGCAGCAGGUGUGGUGAUCAAGUCUAAGCUCCCCAAGUUCUCUGAGCUACUGCUACAGGUCAUCAAGCCCUUCAGCUUUGUGCUUCUCCUGGGUGGCCUGUUCCUGGCCUAUCACAUGGGGGUCUUCAUCCUAGUGGGAGUCAGGUUACCCAUUGUACUGGUGGGUUUCACAGUGCCUCUUGUUGGCCUCUUGGUGGGCUACAGCCUGGCCAUCUGCCUGAAGCUGCCAGUGGCCCAGCGGCGAACAGUCAGCAUUGAGGUAGGGGUGCAAAACAGCCUGCUAGCGUUAGCCAUGCUACAACUGUCUCUGCGCCGCCUUCAAGCAGACUAUGCUUCUCAGGCCCCUUUCAUUGUGGCACUGAGUGGCACCUCUGAGAUGCUGGCUUUGGUUAUUGGCCAGUUCAUCUAUAGCAGCUUUUUUCCUGUUCCCUGAGCCAUCUUGAUCAAGUUUUAUAACCCGCAGCCUCCAUACUCCUCUUCCCACAGUUCUUGUGUACCAAAGGCCUUUAGUUCUCAUGCACUAUGCACUCAGACAAAUCCAAGCUUAUUUUUUUACUCUUCCCCCCCCCCCCCCCCCAGCUUUCAAUGCCAAAGAGGCCAUGCUGAGUUAGAUAGUUGGGUAUUGCCCAGAAAUAUAUUUCAAUAAAAAAAAAAAACAAAAGCAA